AUGGGGCCCCACUGCACCAUUCGAACACUUUGCUGGUUAACGGGACGGGGGCAUAGAGGGCUGGGAAAGAGGUGUAGAUGUCCGGAGUGUGCUGUGCUCUGCAGACGACCGGCUGGGGAGCAAGGGCUCUCUAUCCCAUUUCCGCAGGAGUUAGACCACACGCUCCACCGUACAUAUCUACGCCGCAACGAAUUUGCAGGCAAGGGAGGCCAAUCCGCCCUGCCGGCGACACAACCGACAGCUCUUUUGGGGCGGGGCCCUCAGGCUAUUACCUCUUGCGCCAGCGUAUUGCCACCUCUCGCUCGCCAUGCACCCCUUCAAAUCCAAUCCGAUUGCCCCGACAACAAGCGCGAGGCGGCGGGGGGCUACCGGUAUCCCUCGCUUGUCGUCGACGAAUUUUCGCUGCAGCACACACUCUUUGCUGUUCCAAGCGAUGAUAUCUCAAGCAUAUUCGCCCUAAGCUGCACUGCCUCUGCCGGCUCUUCCCAGGUCGAUAUUGGAGAUGGAGGAGGAGUCGAUCGAAAGCGUGCUGCACGGUGUCUUACCGACGUCCAGGUACCGGUGUAUCACCGGCAGGCCAAGAACAACGCAACACAUCGAAACUCAAAUACAGUAGUCGACACAAGUGCUCGUCAACGCCCUGGAUUACUUCCCGGUCGGCGUAUCACGCAUCACACCACCGCCACCUCCGCCUGUCCCAGCAGCUCCAUCUUGUCCCGCAGCCCCACGCCUGUUUGGCCGCUCCGCCCGGGCGAAGAAGAUGGUCAGCGAAAGCGGCUAAGCUUAGGAGGAUCUGUUUUCACCCUCAGCAGCAGCGACGAUCACCGCCGAUAUCUGCCUGCCUCAGACGACGCGAUUCGUCUGUGUCCUCCGUAUAGCGCAGAAAGGCUGAGAAAGCUACGUGGCGCGCCGCCGAGAACAUCUAGUGGGCACGGCGGUGACAUACCGACGCGGAAUGACAAACAGGUGGCUGAAGCAAUGUCAAUCCCCUCUGGUCUUUGCGCGAUACUAGUUAACCCUGCGGCCAUGCGAACUUCUCGAACACCAAGGGAAACCCUGCCUUGCGCUAGAGCCGGAAGGCGCAAGGUAGUUGCUGGAAACACUGGGCUCAAGGAAAGCAGGAAGGAGACGAAUAAAUAUUGGCGAAGGAGACUGGCCUCGCGGCUGCCAUCCCGCAAAUUCGCGACGCGUGGAUUCCUUGUGCCAAUACUAUUCCGUCAACGACAUGGCCCGCACACUGGUCCUCCUUCUCGCUCCCCUGUUAUUGCUUGCGACGCGAACAAAGUCUAUCUCAAAACACCUCCAUCUACUCCGACUACUGCGGCAUCCGGUUUGGCGCAGAUCUACUGGUUUCAAGCUAGCAUCGAUCUGGCGCCGAUGUCGCGUCUGACCCAACAAACUACCCCUGGAGAACAGGACGACCACUCCCGCAGCUAUCCUGACCUCCACCCUGAAAUUUGGGACCGUAUCUUUGAAAUUGACCAUGAAAGAGCUCAACUCAGCGCCCUCCUUAGAGUCAUUCUCUUCGCUGGCACUAACAAUCACAAGGAGUAUGAUCCAUUUGUCGACGUCGCAUCACCAGUCCUGCGCACCCUCUUUGAAAACUUCGGGCGCUUCGUUUCCCUGGAUCUUGUCAACAUACGCUACAUCGACAAGCUGAAUAUUCUCGACCUUUCUCAUCUCCAGCGCUUCUCUCAAUCCUCCGAGUCACAUGUACCCGUGGUUCAUGGGAAAUCUUUCCUCGCUGCCAUCAAGAAAGCGCCAUUGCGCAACUUGAGCCUUGCCAGUGGGGACCCACUCGGCCAUGCCGCCAGGGAGUUGCGGGACCACAUCAACUGGGCCGACAUCCGUUUUCUCGCUUGCGACACUCUUGACCUCCUUGUCUACUAUCUCGCACAUCCAGCUGCUGCGAAAGUCGAAUCCGCUAGUCUGUUCAAGUUUAUCCACCGGUCCAGGUUGAUCCCGCCCGUGACCCAUGCAGCCAUUACUCACCGUGGGUUAAAGCAUUUAAUAAUUGAUAACCAAUUACCGAGCUGGUCCACCUACUUAGCUGUGCUGGCUGUCCCAUCGCUGCAGCAUCUCAUAAUAACUGCAGGUUCCGAGAACCAGUUCUGUCUGUACCAGUACCACAGCGAACUUGCCGUUGUCGGCGGCCGACUGAUGCAGAACUACAGCGGCGUUACCACACUUGCUUUGCAAUAUGUUGUCAAUAUCGAUGGACCCAGCCUCAUGUGCCUUCUUGACAACCUCCGGCCUCUGCGCCAGCUCGACGUGAAGCAACCAUUGUAUGAGCAGAAACCAUUUUGCGCACGACCUGAUACAUGA
Molecule: messenger RNA, 2325 nt
Organism: Mycena indigotica
Lineage: Eukaryota; Fungi; Basidiomycota; Agaricomycetes; Agaricales; Mycenaceae
Exons: 14
Coding region: 1-2325 (774 amino acids)
Source: RefSeq, a predicted model, not a curated record